AUGCGUUCCAAAGAGCUUUUUAUAAAUGCCACGGGCAACGGCUCAUGCGGAUUUGGCCCUGAGUAUUGCGGCGAAAACUGUACAUCGGGCUGCAACCACAAGAGCGAGUGUGAUCCCAGCCACUGGGGCCCUCCAUACGCCAACGCUACGAACUGCCCCUUGAACUCUUUUUGUCCCAAUACAACUGUGACUCCGCCUAGCUGUGAUGUGAGCUCGAACACGACGCGGGGGAGGGUCGUGGGAUACUACGAGGGAUGGAAUUGGCAAAUACCUUGCGGCAGAAUGCCGCCCGCGGAGAUUCCUCUGGGCUACUAUACCCACAUCAUAUUCGCCUUCUCCAUGAUCGACAACCAGUCUUUCAGCUUGUCUCCCAUGGAUAGCAUCACUUCUACUCUGUUUGGAUCGCCGUUGGCGGCUGGGGGCAUGAACAACCCCGGCCCGACGCGAAAGGCGUUUUCCACCCUCGCCCAGUCACAUUUGGAUCAGGACCUCUUCUUUGACUCACUCGUCAGAUUUAUGCAGGACAAUGAUUCCGAUGGCGUUGAUCUCGAUUGGGAAUAUCCUGUUGCGGAGGAUCGUGGUGGUGCCCCUGAAGACUUGCAGAACUUCGUACGCAUCGAGCCCGCGGGUUAUUACUACAUGAAGGGCUUCAAUAUCAGCGGUCUGGAACCUCAUGUCGAUUGGUUCAAUGUCAUGACUUAUGAUCUUCAUGGUGAUUGGGACGCCAAUAUCACGACUGUAACAAAUCAUGCGCCUGCGCACACCAACUUGACCGAGAUAAACGAUGGAUUGGACCUCCUGUGGAGAAACAAAAUUGACCCAGCGCGCGUAAACAUGGGACUAGGGUUCUGUGGCCGAACUUUUACAAUGGAGGAUCCCGACUGUAUGGCUGUAAAUUGCCCCUUCAAAGAAUUAGGUCAUGCAGGUGGUUGCACCAACACAACGGGGGUCCUCUCCAUAAGCGAGAUCAACAAUGUCAUUCAUCGUAGGCCCGUCAAUAUUACGCUGGACGAAAAGGCCGCGGUGAAAAUUGCUACUUGGGAUACGGAUCAGUGGAUCAGCUAUGAUGACGAAGCGACCCUGAAGAUGAAGGUCGACUACGCUAACAGACACUGCCUCGGAGGAACUAUGGUUUGGGCUGUCGAUUUUGAUGAUGGCACCCUUAGCAAGGCGCUGAGUGCCAGUCUGGGUCGAGAGAUAUCUCCGGUAAUGCCUCCAUACGGGGCUGGGAACUGGAGCUAUGGGAACGAGACUCGGCGCAUGAGUUUUAAACUUGAGUGA
Messenger RNA from Pseudomassariella vexata, 1281 nucleotides. RefSeq names its product glycoside hydrolase superfamily. Lineage: Eukaryota; Fungi; Ascomycota; Sordariomycetes; Amphisphaeriales; Pseudomassariaceae. Gene Ontology annotation, molecular function: chitin binding. The record is from RefSeq and is a predicted model, not a curated record. The transcript has 9 exons. Gene Ontology annotation, biological process: carbohydrate metabolic process. Bases 1 to 1281 code for a protein of 426 amino acids.